AUGCCGAUCUCGAAGGUCCACGCCCGCCAGAUCUACGACUCCCGCGGCAAUCCGACCGUCGAGGUCGACCUGUUCACCGACAAGGGCGUCUUCCGCGCCGCCGUCCCAUCCGGCGCCUCGACCGGCAUCUACGAGGCCCUCGAGCUGCGCGAUGGCGACAAGUCCGUCCACCUCGGCAAGGGCGUGCUCACCGCCGUCCGCAACAUCAACGAGAAGAUUGGGCCGGCCCUCGUCGCCAAGAACUUUGACGUGACCCAGCAGCGUGAGAUCGACCAGUUCAUGCUCGCCCUGGACGGCACCGACAACAAGAACGUGCUCGGAGCCAACGCCAUCCUCGGCGUGUCGCUCGCCGUCUGCAAGGCCGGGGCCGUCCACAAGGGACUCCCCCUCUACAAGUACAUCGCCGAGCUGGCCGGCAUUGAUAAGGUCAUCCUUCCCGUGCCGGCGUUCAACGUCAUCAACGGCGGCUCGCACGCCGGCAACAAGCUCGCCAUGCAGGAGUUCAUGAUCCUGCCCGUCGGAGCGCAGACGUUCGCCGAGGCGAUGCGGAUGGGAUCUGAGGUCUACCACCACCUGAAGGCCGAGAUCAAGAAGCGCUAUGGCCUCGACGCGACGGCGGUCGGCGACGAGGGCGGCUUUGCCCCCAACAUCCAGGACAAUCGGGAAGGCCUCGACCUCCUCAAGUCGGCCAUCGAGAAGGCAGGGUACACCGGCAAGAUUAAAAUCGGCAUGGACGUUGCGGCCUCCGAAUUCUUCAAGGACGGGAAGUAUGACCUGGAUUUCAAGAACCCCAACUCCGACCCAUCCAAGUGGAUCAGCGGCGACGAGCUGGCCGACCUCUACCAGUCGUUCAUCAAGGAAUACCCGGUCGUCUCCAUCGAAGACGGCUUCGACCAGGACGACUGGGAGCACUGGGGCAAAUUCAUGGCGAGCACGGACCUGCAGCUCGUCGGCGACGACUUGACGGUGACCAACCCGAAGCGAAUCCAGACGGCCAUCGACAAGAAGAGCUGCAACUGCCUGCUGCUAAAGGUCAACCAAAUCGGCUCCGUCACUGAGUCGAUCGAGGCGGCCACCCUCUCGCGCAAGAAUGGCUGGGGCGUGAUGGUCUCUCAUCGGUCGGGUGAGACCGAAGACACCUUCAUCGCCGAUCUCGUCGUCGGGCUCGCCACAGGACAGAUCAAGACCGGAGCCCCGUGCCGCUCGGAGCGUCUCGCCAAGUACAACCAGAUCCUGCGCAUCGAGGAGGAGCUGGGCCCGGAUGCCGUCUACGCCGGCGAGCACUUCCGCAACCCCCAAGGCAAA
Mesorhabditis spiculigera is the source of this 1305-nucleotide messenger RNA. The record is from the annotation of a GenBank genome assembly. Lineage: Eukaryota; Metazoa; Nematoda; Chromadorea; Rhabditida; Rhabditidae.